Molecule: messenger RNA, 1623 nt
Organism: Acanthosepion pharaonis
Lineage: Eukaryota; Metazoa; Mollusca; Cephalopoda; Sepiida; Sepiidae
Source: the annotation of a GenBank genome assembly
AUGCAAGCUCCAAUUAUUUUAUUAAAAGAGGGCACCGAUUCCUCACAAGGGAAGCAGCAAGUCCUCAGUAAUAUUAUGGCUUGCCAGGUUGUAGCUGAUGCUGUCCGAACAACAUUGGGUCCCCGUGGGAUGGAUAAACUUCUCGUUGAUAAUAAUGGUAAAGCUACCAUUUCUAAUGAUGGUGCCACCAUUGUGAAAUUAUUGGAUGUUGUUCACCCAGCUGCCAAAAUGUUAGUGGAUAUUGCCAAAUCUCAAGAUGCUGAGGUUGGAGAUGGAACCACUAGUGUUGUUCUGCUGACUGCUGAGUUUUUAAAACAUGCCAAACCAUUUAUUGAAGAUGGUGUUCAUCAACGUGUCAUCAUCAGAGCUUUCAAGAAAGCAGCUGCAAUGGCUGUGGCCAGAUGUAAAGAAGUUGCCAUCUCUGUGAAAAAAGACGAUGAAGAAGAGCUGCGACAUUUGUUGGAGAAAUGUGCUGCUACUUCUCUCAGUUCCAAAUUGGUUUCUCUCCAAAAGGACUUCUUUGCUAAAAUGGUUGUAGAUGCUGUGAUGUCACUUGAUGACCUUCUGCCAUUAAGCAUGAUUGGUAUCAAGAAAGUUUCUGGGGGAGCCUUGGAGGAUUCCCAACUGGUUAUUGGUGUGGCAUUCAAGAAAACCUUUAGUUAUGCAGGUUUUGAGAUGCAACCAAAAAGUUAUAAAGAUCCAAAAAUUGCAAUGCUUAAUAUUGAAUUGGAGUUGAAAGCGGAAAAGGAAAAUGCUGAAGUGCGGAUUGAUAAUGUAGAGGAAUAUCAAUCCAUUGUUGAUGCUGAAUGGAACAUUUUAUAUCAAAAACUAGACAUAAUCCAUAAAAGUGGAGCCAAAAUUGUUUUGUCCAAAUUGCCCAUUGGAGAUGUUGCCACACAAUAUUUUGCUGAUAGAGAUAUGUUCUGUGCUGGUCGAGUGCCAGAGGAAGACCUUCAGCGAACUAUGAAAGCAUGUGGAGGUGCCAUUCUGACAACAGUGCAGAACAUGAAUGACGAUAAUUUAGGGAGAUGUGCUGCCUUUGAAGAACAACAAAUUGGAGGUGAAAGGUACAAUCUCUUCACUGGUUGUCCUGAAGCCAAAACAUGUACCCUAAUCUUGAGAGGCGGUGCUGAGCAAUUCAUUGAGGAGACUGAACGAUCAUUGCAUGAUGCUAUCAUGAUCGUAAGAAGAGCCCUUAAAAAUUAUGCUGUUGUUGCUGGUGGUGGUGCUAUUGAGAUGGAACUCAGUCGUUAUCUACGAGAUUAUUCCCGAACAAUUGCUGGUAAGGACCAAUUGUUAAUUGGGGCGUUGGCGAAAGCACUGGAAGUCAUUCCACGACAAUUGAGUGACAAUGCUGGAUUUGAUGCAACCAAUAUAUUAAACAAAUUAAGACAAAAACACUCACAAGGUGAAAGUGGUAUUUGGUAUGGUGUUGAUGUGAUGAAAGAAGACAUCACAGACAACUUUGAAGCCUGCAUUUGGGAACCAGCAGUUGUAAAAUGCAAUGCCAUUAUGUCAGCAACAGAAGCCACAUGUCUCCUCUUGUCAGUGGAUGAGACAAUCCGUAAUCCAAAGUCUGAAGGCCCAAAUGAUGGUGGUAGAGGAAGAGGUCGACCAGCAUAA